AUGCAGUUUAUGUUGAUUUUUAGUUGUCAAGGAAAGCUUAGACUGCAGAAAUGGCAUGUCCCACUAUCAGAAAAAGAGAAGAAAAAGAUCACAGGAGGACUUGUUAAACCUAUUUUAGCACAGAAAUCUAAAAUGUGCAGCUUCCUUGAGUGGCGAGAUAUGAAGAUUAUUUACAAAAGAUAUACUAGACUGUAUUUUUGCUGUGUUAUUGAAGAUCAGGACCAUGAACUAAUUACUCUGGAAAUAAUUCAUUGUUACGUGGAAUUACUUGACAAGUAUUUUGGCAGUGUGUGUGAACUUGAUAUCAUCUUUAAUUUUGAGAAGUCAUAUUUUAUUUUCGAUGAGUUUCUUUUGGGAGGGGAAGUUCAGGAAAUACCCAAGAAAAAUGUCCUUAAAGCAAUUGAGCAGGUCAAUCUAAUGCAAGAAGAAGCUGGAACCACAUGUAGUGUUCUUGAAGAAAUAGACUGA
Cynocephalus volans (Philippine flying lemur) is the source of this 468-nucleotide messenger RNA. RefSeq names its product AP-1 complex subunit sigma-2-like. The transcript has a single exon. Gene Ontology annotation, cellular component: AP-1 adaptor complex; intracellular membrane-bounded organelle; membrane coat. The record is from RefSeq and is a predicted model, not a curated record. NCBI's taxonomy places the organism in Eukaryota, Metazoa, Chordata, Mammalia, Dermoptera, Cynocephalidae. Gene Ontology annotation, biological process: intracellular protein transport; vesicle-mediated transport. The coding region runs from base 1 to 468 and encodes 155 amino acids. Gene Ontology annotation, molecular function: clathrin-cargo adaptor activity.